Molecule: messenger RNA, 1809 nt
Organism: Zingiber officinale
Lineage: Eukaryota; Viridiplantae; Streptophyta; Magnoliopsida; Zingiberales; Zingiberaceae
Exons: 2
Coding region: 654-1130 (158 amino acids)
Source: RefSeq, a predicted model, not a curated record
ACGGCUGCGAUGAUGACUAUUCGCAGCUUGUUUCCGCCGUCUCUCUCUCUCUCUCUGCACCCUCCAAUCUCAUCUGUCGACGGCCUGAGGACCGCCGGACGCGUUCAGUGCGUCAGCUGUGGAACUUUUUUGAAUUUUAGAUUCUAAAUCAUCAGGCAAAAGAUUUUAUUUUUUGCCCUUUCAAGGGAAAAAAAUGGAUUUCUCAUCCUCGACGCUUCUCUUGCGAAUUUGUGGGAGUUCAGGGCGGAAGAUAUUUAAUUUCCUGUUGCUUCUCCAAGUUAUUUGAUUUCUUGGACUUUGCUGAAAGGUUUAUUGUGAUUCACAAGUAUAUUUCUUCUGAUUGAUAUUGUUUUGUGACCUUCAUUUCUUUGGAGUGAUGAUUGUGAUUGCUUUCGUCGGGGAAGUUCGAAUGAAAGCUAAUAUUUUUCGCAUAUUAUUUGCUGAACAUACGAUUGACUUUGUUAGAAAGGACGAGUUUGAUCUGUUUUAGGAAAGUUAUUAUUUUGGCCAGUGGAUUUGAUGGUAUGAAGUUCUUUCGGCAGAUUCGUGGGAUAUUCUUAUCUCAGUCAUUUCUUAGUGUGAGAUCCUUUUGAGAAUAAGAUUAGUUGUGUGACUCCAAGAAGUCAGUGUUUUCUCGCCGGAGGAUAAAUACUAUGGCUUUCGCACGUUUCUCUAUCUGGAUUUGGGGCAGGAAGGAUCAUGAAUCCGCCAAUUCGACACUCGUACCUCCUGAAUUCCCUUCAGGAUUCAAGGAAGCAGCGGAUUACUCUAAUGUACACAGGACAAGGUCAAACUGGAGAAGAAAUAAGAAAAACUUGCAAAACCGCAAGGAAAGGCGGAUAGACAAGGAGUACGACAUCGUUCUUGUGCCCUCAGAUGGUGGAUGCAUGUCAGGGUCGGAGUCUGAUGAUUCUGAUUGGUCUAUUGGGUGGUCGGAACCUCAUGGACCUGAAUUUGGGAGCGAUUCAGAAGCAGAGAAAAGCUUCGCAGUUUUGGUGCGGUGUUAUGGUCGUGGACGCAAUGAGCAGGCAAAAAACUCCAGAACUCAUGUCCUGGGAGAAGUCAGUCAUAUGGAUGAUGAUCUAUCAGAUGGUAAUAAGCGUAUGGAGGAAUGGCUUUCUUCUCUUUGAAGCAUCUGACUGAAUACUAAUUGACAACUUGACCUAAUGAGGUGUGAGAAUAAACUUACAAAAAGAAAAAAAGAAUGCACAUGACAAAAAUUUUAAUGAGUAAUAAAAUUAUGAAGCAAUGGCGUUGUCUUGGUGCAUAAGUUACCGCUGGAUAACAUUUGCUUGGUGAUAUCUUGGAAGCUAACUGUUUCUUACAAAUUCAAGGAAGGUUAUUGAGAAGUUUAUUUGGUCUUGCGGCUUUACAACCUUCUGAAGGCUGAAAAUUCUCUGGGGCAAUGGGCAAAGUUAAUAAUUGUACAGUGCGGCUGGAUAACAUUGUUCCGUGCCAUAUUGAAACGGAAUGUGAUUUUUACAAUGGAUAAGGCAAUUAGAGAAGUUAAUAUAUGGGUCAUGACCUUCCGGAUGUUCAAACUAUUUUGUAGGGAAUGGUUCUUAUUAUUUCAUUAUUUUUUUUUUCUGUAAAUAUCACCUUAUUUUCGCCAUUGCCUGAUGUACAUAUUCUUGUAAAUAACGUGAACACCAUGUAAAUAUGGCAGUAUCGUUAAGAGAUUUUGUUGUAAAUAUUAUGCUUUAGAAAGGCAAGUUCCAAAACUAUUGUAACUGUACAAACAGGAAUCAUGUUCCUAUACAGUGUGCAGAUUUAUAUAAGUGACAAAUAAUUGUCAUCUGGCUGUCAUUA